UGCGCGCUUUUUAGGACGCCUCCGUGACUUGCCCAACUCGCCAGCAAGGCGGGACCCACCUCUCUCGCUUCAUAAUUUUAAAGGCGAAAGUAAUUUACCAAAGCUAAGAACAGAAUAUGCUUUGCUCUACCCUGCAAAUAUCCCUUCCCUCUCUGCAAAUGAUAUUUUUCUUCCUCUCUUUCUAUAUCUACUGCUAAUUUCUCCUGCUGCUCUUCUCACCUACCGUCGUCAUCUUCUUCUGCCACUUUCUUUAUCUUUCUAUCCAUUCUUUAAACAAAGAAACAACCAUGGAGCUGCUUCAAGAGUUGUUUGUCACCGCUUUUGUUGCUGUUGUUUGCUCUUUUCUUAUCGCUAAGAUUGUUUCUAUUGCUAUGGCUGGUGGCGAUUCUAGCAAUGCUUCGCAGUUGUCCAAGAGUCAAAAUGAUGAUCAGAAAAUUACCGGAGAUGACGGUGAUGAACGUGUCAUGGAGGAUUUGCGGUAUUUUGAAAAGCUGAAGGUUGAGGGGUAUACGAGUGAGAAGAGAGUGGAAUUUGUUCAAGAAGGUGCACAAAAGGUCGAUGGGUUUGUUGGAGGAUCGAUUGAGGCUGCGGAAGUCGAGAAAUCGGUGAACCGCGAUGAAGUAAUUGAAACUGAAUGCCGUGAAUUGGUAACAAUAUCAGUCGAAGAAGGUUUGAAGGAAGAGGAUAAAUCAUCGGAGGAUAUGUUAGGUAAGUGCGAAGGAGAGUUUCAAGUAAACAGACACGUUGGCGUAGAAUUGGCUGAUGGUAAGGGUGCUAUUGACGAGAAACAAAGAGGUGUUGAUGAUAAUUUGCUUAAAGAAAACAUAGAAAUCGAGUCAGUUGGCAUAGAAUCGUCUGUUAAAAAGGAUGCUGUUGAAGAAUCUGAGGAGAUUCGGGUUGUGGGGAGUGAAACGAUAGAAAAAGGUGAAGAGAAGAAAAUAGAGAUUGAUAGUGAUGACGAUGAUUGGGAGGGGAUUGAGAGGAGUGAAUUGGAUCACGUUUUUGCUAAGGCAGUUAACUUGGUAGAGUCUGCAGAUAAAGAUGGAGGCUCGAGAAGUAUAGGGAGCGAUGUUCAAAUGGAACUGUAUGGGCUUCACAAGGUGGCUACUGAGGGGCCUUGCCGCGAGCAGCCGCCUUUGCCUCUUAAAGUCGCUGCUCGGGCCAAGUGGAAUGCUUGGCAAAGGCUGGGAAACAUGAAUCCAGAGGUGGCUAUGGAGCAGUACGUUGCCCUUGUAUCAGAUAAAGUCCCUGGUUGGAUGGAAGGGAAAUCUGCUGAUGAUGACAAGCCAGGAUCUUCUGCAGCAGCAAAUCCUGGUGCUGUGGCUUCAGAUUUAAGUACAACUUCUUCCCAUCAUCAAAAUAUUACAGAAGAAAGGAACCCAGAAGUGAUGCUUGGUAUUGAGAAAAAUGAUUAUAUUGGCCCAAACGUGGAGGAUAAG
Jatropha curcas is the source of this 1439-nucleotide messenger RNA. RefSeq names its product acyl-CoA-binding domain 3 (gene ACBP3). Gene Ontology annotation, biological process: fatty acid metabolic process. NCBI's taxonomy places the organism in Eukaryota, Viridiplantae, Streptophyta, Magnoliopsida, Malpighiales, Euphorbiaceae. The record is from RefSeq and is a predicted model, not a curated record. Gene Ontology annotation, molecular function: fatty-acyl-CoA binding.